GGAGGCACCAUGUGGCGAUGUCCACUGGGGCUGCUGCUAUUGUUGUUGCUGCCGGCCAGUGAGGUGGUCCUGGGCACCCAGAGGGGCCGUGGGCGCCGGGAACUAGCACCGGGUCUGCACCUGCGGGGCAUCCGGGAUGCGGGUGGCCGGUACUGCCAGGAGCAGGACCUGUGCUGCCGCGGCCGCUCCGACGACUGCGCCCUGCCCUACCUGGGUGCUACCUGUUACUGUGACCUCUUCUGCAACCGCACCGUCUCCGACUGCUGCCCUGACUUCUGGGACUUCUGCCUCGGCGUGCCACCCCCUUUUCCCCCCAUCCAAGGAUGUAUGCAUGGGGGUCGUGUCUAUCCAAUCUUGGGAACCUACUGGGACAACUGUAACCGUUGCACUUGCCAGGACAAAGGACAGUGGGAGUGUGACCAGGAGCCAUGCCUGGUGGACCAAGACAUGAUCAAUGCCAUCAACCAGGGCAACUACGGGUGGCAGGCUGGGAACCACAGUGCCUUCUGGGGCAUGACCCUGGAUGAGGGCAUUCGCUACCGCCUGGGCACCAUCCGCCCAUCUUCCUCUGUCAUGAACAUGAACGAGAUUCACACAGUGCUGGGCCCAGGGGAGGUGCUGCCCGUGGCCUUUGAGGCUUCUGAGAAGUGGCCCAACCUGAUCCAUGAGCCACUUGACCAGGGGAACUGUGCAGGCUCCUGGGCCUUCUCCACGGCAGCUGUGGCAUCUGAUCGCGUCUCAAUCCAUUCUCUGGGGCACAUGACACCCAUCCUGUCGCCCCAGAACCUGCUGUCUUGUGACACCCACAACCAGCAGGGCUGCCGCGGCGGGCAUCUCGACGGUGCCUGGUGGUUCUUGCGACGUAGAGGGGUUGUAUCUGACCACUGCUACCCAUUCUCAGGCCAUGAGCGGGACAAGGCGGGCCCUGCACCACGCUGCAUGAUGCACAGCCGGGCCAUGGGUCGGGGCAAACGCCAGGCCACUUCCCACUGCCCCAACAGCCAUGUCCAUGGCAAUGACAUCUACCAGGUCACUCCUGCCUACCGCCUAGGCACCAAUGAGAAGGAGGUCAUGAAGGAGCUGAUGGACAAUGGCCCCGUCCAAGCGCUCAUGGAGGUGCACGAGGACUUCUUCCUGUACCAGAACGGCAUCUACAGCCACACACCAGUGAGCCAUGGGCGGCCAGAGCAGUACCGCAGGCACGGGACCCACUCAGUCAAGAUCACAGGGUGGGGAGAGGAGACGCUGCCUGAUGGAAGGACGCUCAAAUAUUGGACGGCGGCAAACUCGUGGGGCCCAGCCUGGGGCGAGAGGGGCCACUUCCGCAUCGUGCGCGGAGCCAACGAGUGCGACAUCGAGAGCUUUGUGUUGGGCGUCUGGGGCCGCGUGGGCAUGGAGGACAUGGGCCAUCACUGAGGCUGCGGUCACCACGCCGGGCCCGGCCUGGGGUCCCAGCCGAGGGGCAGCCGGUGGAAGAGCUUCCCGUGGGGCCGCGGCCCCCACCCGGCGCUACCGAGCUGCCGGCGCUGGCGGGCGCCACCGGCCUAAUCCUGGCGCGCAGGUUCCGCUGACGCAGCGCCCGGCCUGGGAGCCGCGGGCAGACGAGGCUGGCGGAGCCCCCAGACCUCCCAGCGGGGACGGAACAGGGCCUGGCCUGGGGACGACGGGGAUCCCAGUCCCAGGCGCCCCCACCCAAGACCGCUUGAGCCAGGACACCCCGGAGUUUCCAGCCCCCUUCCCCUACCCACCCCAUUACACUUAUUCUCCAAAGAUAUUUAUUUUUCUUUU
Messenger RNA from Trichechus manatus latirostris (Florida manatee), 1788 nucleotides. It is a transcript of the gene TINAGL1, whose product is annotated as tubulointerstitial nephritis antigen like 1. The record is from RefSeq and is a predicted model, not a curated record. Gene Ontology annotation, biological process: proteolysis. Lineage: Eukaryota; Metazoa; Chordata; Mammalia; Sirenia; Trichechidae. The coding region runs from base 10 to 1416 and encodes 468 amino acids. Gene Ontology annotation, molecular function: cysteine-type peptidase activity. The transcript is spliced from 11 exons. Gene Ontology annotation, cellular component: lysosome.